UGCGGGCUGAUCGCAUCGCAUUCCAAUGUGAGCGAGAUGUAACCGCUGUGCAGACUUUAUGUUUCCUAAACCGUCUCCAGCCGCAUUUUGAAUGAAUAAAAUGUCCGGUCUGAAGGAGUCCAACUCUUGUCCUGACGGCUACAGGGCUUUGAGCACAAGUGAGCUGAGGGAGCUUUUACAAAACGACGACAAAAUGGACCAAAUCCUUCGACUCAAUGAGAAGUUUCAGGACCUUCAAGUGGACAGAGAGACACUGCAGACGACCAAUCGGAGCUUGGCCGAGGAGAGCCUCGCCCGACGACCCCGCCUUUAUAACGGCAAACUCCAACUGGCGGAGAAAUACCGGGAACUGUCCAACCUGGCAACCACAUGCUGGGAAAAACAGAGUCAGCUUGAGGCUCAUGUCCAGAAGCACAGUCUGCAGACGGCGCAGAACCUCCUGCAGGAAGAGGUGGCACGUGCUGAGGAGCAUUCAGAGGAGCUGCUGGAGAAGUUCAUGGAGGGAAACCUAAGCCUGGAUGAGUUCCUGGACUCUUUCCAAAGCUCCAGGAAGACGUAUCAUAUCCGCCGGGCCCAGGCGGAGAAGAUGCAGGAGGUCGUGCAGGCCAAGCGACAGCCGAGCAAAACCAAGAGAGUGGAGGAGAGCAAAGAGGUAAAGAAGGACUCGGAGCAGCCGCAGGAGCCUCAGCGGCCCAAUGGCUUCGUAGCACAGGGACCUCUUCGAGUGUUCCAGGUACGCUACGGCCUCACGCCAGCUAUCCUCCUCCCCCAUUACCCCGUUUCUCCCCCUGCCUCAGCUCCAGGCCAUCAAAGUAGUACUCCCCCACCUGAACCGGGACAGACCCACAUCCUCAGCCCCAGCACCCCACUCCCAGGACACGGCCAGCCGGUCGGCCUCAGGGUCAUUGGACAGUUACCGGGUGGCUGGCCGGCUAACGGGCGGCCGGUGAGAGUGCAGCAGCUGUAUAGGCCGAACCCUCAACAGCCUGAGCCGCCGUACCGAUAAGCUGGAGGAGAGGGGAGGAGGAGGAGGAGGAUGAAAAGCCGGUUUGAGAGGUCUUCCAAGACAUGGAACCAAACAGUGGCCGUCACAAUCAUGUAAGCAAAGACUGAUUCAGAGACAGGCAGCGCUGCAGACGUCCGUUUCUGUUCUCCAUCCAUGACACACAAAUGUAACCAGAGCAGAGACUGGGAGGCAGCAGGUGACUAGGACGAGGAGGGAGGACUAGGGAUGGGCUCCGAUAGCAGGAUUCGUUUCGACACUGACAAAUCUCUUAUCAAAUCUUUUAUCUCUCCUUAUUGUUUCUCAUUUAUUAUGGAAAACACAGACGAAUCUGAUAGCCGAUUUAUGAGCUUGGCUGGCGAGCGCCGUCUAUGACUGCAGAGUGUAGAGCACAGUAACACUGAGAGUGAAAGCAGAGACGAUUGAAAAAAAUUUAAAAUAAUCAUUACAUAGAUUAUUAACAUGAGCGUACCACUUCAGUCUGAUCUGCAUAGUCUGGAUGUGAAGUAGCUACCACAGCCCUGCAUGAAUAACUGAUCUUGUGAUUUAAAUAGUCAAAGCAUUAUGAUUUCUUACAUUGUAAUCAAAAGAAAUGCAUCAAUUGAUUAAACUUUGAAACACUUUAUUCUGUAUAAGUGGAACUUCAGCCAGGAAAGGUAAGAGAGCUACCACGUCAUACGCCCUAUCGGCUCAUUUCGUUAGAGGUUUAUGGUCGGCCUUUUGCCGGCUUGCUGCUCUGAUUGCCAUCAAAACAUGAAGAUUGAAAAAAAUAAUGGAGACUUAGGGAAGUAAAAUUGAUUUUGUGGAGGAGAGAACUUUUAAUUUCCCUUUCCCCCCCAAAAGAAUGUUUGUUGUUGGAGCAGCUGAAAACACAGUAGCCGUCUCUUAAAACUGGACUAAAUAUGGCUAAAAUUUGUUGACCUUUAAUUCAGUUUUAUUCAUAAAGCCCAGUAUCACAAAUCACAAUUUGCCUCAGAGGGCUUUACAGCA
Messenger RNA from Epinephelus lanceolatus (giant grouper), 1993 nucleotides. It is a transcript of the gene vps37d, whose product is annotated as VPS37D subunit of ESCRT-I. The record is from RefSeq and is a predicted model, not a curated record. NCBI's taxonomy places the organism in Eukaryota, Metazoa, Chordata, Actinopteri, Perciformes, Serranidae. Gene Ontology annotation, biological process: ubiquitin-dependent protein catabolic process via the multivesicular body sorting pathway; protein targeting to vacuole; protein targeting to membrane. Gene Ontology annotation, cellular component: ESCRT I complex.